CAAACAACAGUGACGAAGGCGGAAGUGUUUUGCAUCUUUUUGAGCUGUGGUGUGUUUGAUCAACAUGACUGAGACGAAAGACAAAAAUAUUAGCGAUAUUCCGAUCGAUGGAUUCAGCAAAGUCCGUAUUACAUCAGUGUGGACCUUUCUACAGUCUGUUGACUGGUCUGAGUCCUGGCUGAUAGGUCUCGUAGCGUUUCAUGUCAUUUGUUUGGCUGUCACCAUCCUGUGCCGCAAGUACUAUCGACUCCAGAUCUGCCAGUUUCUCUUGAUGGUUGCUAUGGUUUACAGCGCAGAAUAUCUGAAUGAGCUUGCAGCAAUGAACUGGAGGUCUUUUUCGAGGUUUCAGUACUUUGAUUCGAAAGGAAUGUUCAUAUCAUUGGUAUACUCAGUCCCGCUCUUGCUCAACACAAUCAUUAUUGUGGCUUUUUGGGUAUGGGGGACCUUUUCGACCAUGAUUGAAUUGAAGACGCUGCAAUUGAAGAAAAGAGCUGCCAAACAGAAGAAUAAGAAAACCCAGUAGAGAGACCGUACAUGAGCUGGACAAGUGGUGAAAGGGGGCGGAUGGCGUUCUCAUUGAGAAUAAACCAUUGAGAUCUUAUUGAAAUCAUAAGAAAUAUGCAGGUCGGGAGGGUCUUAAAUCAGUAAACAGUAAACACAACAUGAAAGAUGCAACUUUAUGUAACACAUUGAACAAAGGUAGAUUAUAUUAUACAACUGCUUUGUGUAAAUAUACCAUUUCAGAUAUGUUUGUUGUUAUUAACAUUUUUAAAAAACACCACCUUUCUUUGAGUAUUUGUGAUGAACAUGUAAAUUGUACAUUUAUGUCAAUAAACCAAAUGUGUGUUUU
Messenger RNA from Paramisgurnus dabryanus, 850 nucleotides. RefSeq names its product transmembrane protein 18 (gene tmem18). Lineage: Eukaryota; Metazoa; Chordata; Actinopteri; Cypriniformes; Cobitidae. The record is from RefSeq and is a predicted model, not a curated record. Gene Ontology annotation, cellular component: nuclear membrane.